Messenger RNA from Perkinsus marinus ATCC 50983, 1071 nucleotides. RefSeq names its product vacuolar protease A precursor, putative. The coding region runs from base 1 to 1071 and encodes 356 amino acids. Gene Ontology annotation, biological process: proteolysis. Gene Ontology annotation, molecular function: aspartic-type endopeptidase activity. The transcript has a single exon. The record is from RefSeq and is a predicted model, not a curated record. Lineage: Eukaryota; Perkinsozoa; Perkinsida; Perkinsidae.
AUGAGUCUCUUUCAUUUCUCCCUUGUCUGUAUCGGAGUGCUCCUUGGGAACUUUUGUGGUGGUAAGGUGAUCAGGUUGAAGAUAUCCGUACAACAAACUAAACGCUCGGCGCCUUGGAGAUUCAUCGUGGCUCCCUUGAAGGUCGACACUCAAGAUCUUUACGCCAUCGUCGAUACUGGGAGCCCGUACACUCAGUUGAUAUGGAAAACUUGGUACGAACGCCUCCCCGGCGGCCGGUGCGAUGAACUUUUCUACAAGUGUUAUGACUGCAAACCAAAGUCUUAUGAGUUGAAUGCCGCCAAGAAGAUUAGUUUUAUUGACAAAUCUUCGCUGACCAUAUUCCCAUUUUCUGGGCACUUCCACUUCAACGAUGCGACUGUCGAGGACAUAGACUUCGGAGUGGUGAAGGGUGCCUCACACUCUGCCUGGGCAGCUGUCGGCCUCGGACCACAGGACACCAACCCGCCGUUUCCGCGCUUUGUUGAUCAGCUACUGUCAUCGGAAAUCGUCGAUAGUCCUGUUUUUGCGGUUUACUUAUCGUCUGGGAACUCUCCAUCAGGCGAACUUAUUAUUGGUGGUGAAGAUGCUAGUAAAUAUGACGGUCCCCUGGAGUAUAUUGGUACUGCAGACAAACAGCAGCACACCGGCGAACUACAAGCAUUCGCCGUGGGAACUAAGUGGCAAGAUGAGCCCGGGCCAGUUAUCUUUGACACAGGUUCCUCCUUGAUAAGUAUCCCUAAGCGGCUUCGUGAAGAGGUCAUAGUUCUCCUUAGUACCGCCGGCAAGAAGAAGGUCGAGGUUAUGGAAAAAGACGACGUCUUCGGCGUCGACUGCAAAGAUGUCAGCUUCUUGCCGUCGAUGAGGUUCACUGUGAGAGGAAUACCCGAUAAAGCCGAUGUUACGCUUGCGAUAUCUCCUGGAGCAUACAUCGUUUCACCCGAGCCUGACGUAUGUAUCUUGGCCAUUCAUUUCGGUGAAGGGUGGAUUUUGGGGUUACCAGCAUUUGUCGGUCACUACUACUCCUUCGACUGGGCUGGAGCAAAAAUAGGUGUCGCCAAGCUCAAGGAAUGA